Cherax quadricarinatus is the source of this 2144-nucleotide messenger RNA. NCBI's taxonomy places the organism in Eukaryota, Metazoa, Arthropoda, Malacostraca, Decapoda, Parastacidae. The record is from RefSeq and is a predicted model, not a curated record.
AUUCCUGCUCGGUUGAUGCUGGCCCUCUCACUGUUGAAGAAGGAAUAUGAACUUAGUAAACUUCAGGCAUCUAUUGCAAAGGAGGUGGAGGAAAAGGUACGGUCACAACACAGGAAGUACAUGUUACAAGAACAACUAAAAGUAAUCAAGAAGGAACUGGGCAUAGAGAAGGAGGAUAAGGAUGCGAUUGAGGAGAAGUUUCGUGCAAGAUUAAAGGAUAAGGAAGUUCCAGAUGCUGUUCAAGAUGUUAUAGAUGAAGAAUUAAAUAAAUUAGGAUUCCUAGAUAACCACUCCUCAGAGUUCAAUGUAACAAGAAAUUACCUGGACUGGCUGACAAUGUUACCUUGGGGUAUAACCUCCAAAGAAAAUCUUGACCUAAAAAAAGCCCGUGAAAUCUUAGAUGAAGAUCACUAUGGGAUGGAAGAUGUCAAAAAGAGAAUUUUAGAGUUCAUAGCUGUGGCACAACUGCGAGGCACAACCCAAGGAAAAAUUCUUUGUUUUCACGGUCCACCUGGUGUAGGAAAGACCAGCAUUGCUCGCUCUAUUGCACGUGCUCUCAAUCGAGAGUAUUUCAGGUUCAGUGUAGGUGGUAUGACAGAUGUUGCAGAAAUCAAAGGUCAUAGACGAACAUACGUAGGAGCUAUGCCUGGCAAGCUCAUCCAGUGCCUGAAAAAAACCAAGACUGAGAAUCCAGUAGUUCUUAUUGAUGAAGUGGACAAGAUUGGUCGAGGAUACCAGGGCGAUCCAUCUGCCGCUCUGCUGGAACUACUUGAUCCUGAGCAAAAUGCUAACUUCCUUGAUCAUUACCUUGAUGUCAACGUUGACCUCUCUAAGGUAUUGUUCAUCUGCACAGCAAAUGUCUUGGAUACAAUCCCAGAGCCACUGCGUGACAGAAUGGAAAUGAUUGAUGUGUCUGGGUAUGUUGCAGAAGAGAAGAUGGCUAUUGCAAAAACUUACCUUGUACCUGUUGCUCAGAAAAAUAGUGGUCUGGAUGAUGAAAAGUUAUUUUUACAAGAUAGUGCCAUAGACCAGUUAAUCCGUCACUACUGCCGAGAAUCUGGUGUCCGGAACCUCCAGAAGCAUAUUGAGAGAAUCAUGCGAAGAGCAGCAUUUAAUGUUGCCAGUGGUGAAAAUGAAAAAGUUAAUGUGACAGAUGAAAAUCUAGAGAGUUUUGUGGGCAAACCAAAAUUCAGCCAUGACCGCAUGUAUCAAGAAACACCUCCUGGUGUGGUCAUGGGCCUUGCAUGGACUGCUAUGGGUGGAUCAACUUUAUAUAUCGAGACAAUGGCACGUUCUGCUGAGGAAGGUAAAGAUGGACGAUUAGAAACAACUGGUCACCUUGGCGAUGUAAUGAAGGAAUCAACCAGAAUCGCUUACACUUACGCUAAGCACUUCCUAGCAAAGAUGUUCCCUGACAAUAACAUGCUGGAUAAGUCCAAUAUUCAUCUUCAUGUGCCAGAGGGAGCAACACCCAAAGAUGGACCAAGUGCUGGGAUAACUAUUGUGACAGCCUUAGUGUCAUUAGCACGAGGUAAACCAAUACGACAAGAUGUAGCCAUGACAGGAGAAGUCUCCCUCACUGGAAAAGUCCUUCCUGUGGGAGGAAUUAAAGAAAAGACUAUUGCGGCAAAACGUGUAGGGGUGAGCUGUAUCAUUAUGCCAGCUGAGAACAAGAAAGACUUCAGUGAUCUCCCCAGUUUUAUAUCUGAAGGACUUGAGGUUCAUUUUGCAGACCAUUAUGAAGAUGUCUAUAAGAUAGUUUUGCAAAAUUAAUAAAAUAAUUGCUAUUUAGUUACAGUUGUUAAUAUUAGUUAUUUUUUAAAUAAAAUUAAUAUGUAAUCAUUUAUAAAAGAGUUUUGACUCAAAAUAUUGUUAUGUACAAAAAAUAUUUCUGUAUAUAAGCAGUGAUAUUUUAGCAUAGGAACAGUUGUUUCAGUAGUGGUAAAGACAAAUGGAUAUAUAUUCUCUGGCUAUUUAUCAACUUCAUUUCUCAAAAUAUAACCUGUACAAUCAGACCACUGUCAGGACUAAGAUAGGGUGGUCUGAAGACGAAGGCAACUACUCAACCACACUGCUAUCAAAUUGAAACCUCACUUAAAUCUGCACAGUAAUGAAAUUAUGAGAAAUAAAAUUUAAUUAUGCAA